AUGGACACAAAGAUAGUGUGCAAAGGGCCGCUGGCUGGAAGUCGCCAGGGCGUGUCUGGAGCUAGCGCUGGACGCGACAACAUGCGGGCCUCCAGCCGAGCGCGGGGUGCUACAAGACCACCUAACAGUCCCCCGUAUCCAUCAUCCCCACCGGAAGGCUUGGUGUCGGCUGGUUCUUCUCGGACUCAGCAAGCGACACCCGCCGCUGGUGGAGCACGUCGGAUGCGUUGGUCACAAAUAAUGAACGCAAACGAACUGCGGUCGUACUUUAGUGCAAAAGGGGAAGAAACUGGAUGUUUGGCGUAUCGGGCUCGGAUGCAUCGGUUUUUUGCAGAGCUGGAGUCAUCUCUAUCUGCCACUGAGCAAAACCUGGCAGACCGAGUUCGGUACAUCCUACGCUCCAACAUAUUUGGCGAUGCCGAACUCGAACGACUACGACGUGAGGCUGUUCCCUCAUCGGAUGGGAAUGCUACGGCUGGGAAUGCGGUGCCACUAAUUGCGAAGCAAACUGCGUAUGUGGAUGCUGUCGUGGAUAUUCCAUUUGUGGUUGAUUCAGACGAUGAUGGAAUAGUCCCCCACGAACUAGAGAAAAUGAGGAGCAUAUUGGAAGAGUCGAUGCUGGAAACGCGCAAUAAACCUCUAGAAAAUCAAUCGCAACUUCCCCGCAUACCCCUAAGCAAGCAGAAUCGGGCUGUCGUGCGGGCUCUUAACCCAAUGCUGGCAACCUAUUUGGAAACCAGCCGGGACCUUUGCGAGACGGACUCGAUUAUUUUUGGCGCCGCACUGGCAGUAUGCCGUAUUAUUGGCGCCAAACUUCCCAUGGCUGGACGUGCUACUCGACAAAGUGUCGCCAUCCCAGCCUGGAGAAAAAGAAUCGAGGACCGUAUCACAAAGGCAAGAGCCCUUAUCGGCAGACUGACAAGCUUCAGGUUGGCUAAUAAUAGACCGAGGGUUGUGCGCACCGUUAGAAUGGCAUUUGGACAAUAUAUUAGUUUGUCCCAGCCGGAUUUCACACAGAAACUUAUGGAGCGCAUAGAUGAAUUGAAUCAAAAAAUCGCUGCUUGGGGGAAGCGGAUUCGACGAUUUAGCGAGAGGUCUAGGCGAUUCAACCAGAAUCUUUUCUUCCAGAGUGAUCAAAAGAGGCUCUAUAAAUCAUUGGAGUGA
Messenger RNA from Parnassius apollo (apollo), 1164 nucleotides. The record is from the annotation of a GenBank genome assembly. NCBI's taxonomy places the organism in Eukaryota, Metazoa, Arthropoda, Insecta, Lepidoptera, Papilionidae.